This is a messenger RNA of Carassius gibelio (silver crucian carp), 2938 nucleotides long. RefSeq lists its product as uncharacterized. Gene Ontology annotation, biological process: collagen catabolic process; extracellular matrix organization; proteolysis. Lineage: Eukaryota; Metazoa; Chordata; Actinopteri; Cypriniformes; Cyprinidae. The coding region runs from base 27 to 2819 and encodes 930 amino acids. Gene Ontology annotation, cellular component: extracellular matrix. The record is from RefSeq and is a predicted model, not a curated record. The transcript has 19 exons. Gene Ontology annotation, molecular function: metalloendopeptidase activity; zinc ion binding.
CAGGAGCAUAAGAAGCAACUCUCAAAAUGAGGAUUCAUAGCCAGCUUUGUUUUCUUGCAAGCCUGGUGCUUGUUAUUUACACUGCACCGAUUUUAAAGUCCGCUGACAAAGAUGAAGCCACCGCAGAGCAUUACCUGCAGAGCUUCUACAAUCUAACAGAUAUAACGAAUGAAACAACAGCCUUCCAAAGAGAGGCCAGUCCACUGAUUGAGAAGAUGAAAGGGAUGCAGAAGUUUUUUGGACUUAAGGUCACUGGGAAGCUGGACAAAGAAACACUGGAGGUGAUGAAGAAGCCCCGCUGUGGAGUUCCAGAUGUUGCUGCGUACUCCACAUUUGGAGGCAAACCCAAAUGGCAGACCAACAGGCUCACCUACAGAAUCGUGAACUACACCCCUGACAUGUCAACUGCAGAAGUGGAUCAAUCCAUAAAGAAAGCGCUGCAGGUCUGGGCCCAUGUCACUCCUCUGAGAUUCAUUCGUAUUAACAAAGGCAUAGCUGACAUCAUGAUCUCCUUUGCUAAAAGAUAUCAUGGCGAUGUUUCCCCGUUUGAUGGACCACUAGGCACAUUGGCUCAUGCUUUUGCUCCUUCUCCUGGAAUUGGUGGAGAUGCACAUUUCGACGAUGAUGAGUUUUUCACAUUCCGCUCAUCUAAAGGUCAUGUCCUGUUCUUGGUGGCCGCUCAUGAGUUUGGUCACUCUUUGGGUCUUUCUCAUUCUGACGUUCCCGGCGCUCUGAUGUUUCCCACAUACAGCUUUACUGAUCCGGAUCGUUUUUCUCUGCCCAGUGAUGACAUCAGAGGGAUUCAGUCGCUCUAUGGCCCAAACAGAGACAUGACCCCCACCCAAACUCAUCAAGAAGUACAAGCAACUCCUAAGGCUUGUGACCCUAAUGUGAUCUUAGAUGCAGAUACAACUCUAACAGAUGAAACAAUGUUCUUCAAGGAUGGCUUUUUCUGGCGUAGAUCUCCGAACAAAACUGUGACGCAACAUCAGAUCAAAAGUUUCUGGGCCAGUGCUCCAGAUAAUAUAGAUGCUGCUUAUGAGGAUCCAGUGCAAGAUAAACUUUUCCUAUUCAAAGGUAGACAAGUCUGGGCAUUUAAUGGCAUCAAUCUUGAGCGCGGAUAUCCCAAGACUCUCAUCAGCUUUGGUCUGCCAGCAUCUGUGAGAGAAGUUAGUGCUGCCGUCCAUGACAAAAACUCAGGAAAAACACUGCUCUUUGUUGACAAGGUUUACUACAGCUAUGAUGAAAAGGCAAAGAAAAUGGACAGAGGGUAUCCCCAACGAGUGGAAAGUGGAUUUCCAGGGUUGACUGGAGAGGUUACAGCAGCCCACAUGUCCAAUGGUUACAUAUAUCUCUACAGUGGGAGAAAUGUGUAUGAGUUUGGAUACAUAGGCGGAGCUUCACUUGUAUGCGUGGGGGGAGGGCACCCACUGGCAGACGAGCCACGAGCACUUUUUUAUAUGUUCUGUAUUUUAUGUAUUUAUGUAACACAUAUUCUAAAUGCUUAUCUGUCACAGUUCUACAGGGACCCGAAUGCAACCACAUUCCUUGGCAGAAUGAUGUUCCUCCCAGAUCUCGAGAAUGAACUGAAGGUCAUGCAGGAGUUUUUUGGACUGGAGGUCACGGGUAAGCUGGACUCGAACACUCUUGAGACGAUGAAGCUGCCGCGGUGUGGAGUCACUGAUGUGGCCAAAUACGGACACUUCCAGGGGAGUCCCAGGUGGAAGCAGAGCGUUGUAACAUACAGAAUAACUGAAUAUACAUCACAGCUGAGCAAGAAAGAGGUGGACGACACCAUCGCUAAAGCUUUCCAGCUCUACAGUGAUGUUAUUCCACUUGACUUCAAACAGAUCUACAGCGGCACGGCCGACAUCAUGAUCCUCUUCAAAGCAGGAUAUCAUGGAGAUUUUUACCCAUUUGAUGGGCCUAAUGGGGUUCUGGCCCAUGCCAACUCACCCGGUCCAGAGCAGGGAGGAGACACACACUUUGAUGAUGAUGAGAGGUGGACCCUGCAUUCACGAGAUAUAAACCUGCUUUUGGUGGCUGCUCAUGAAUUCGGACAUGCACUGGGACUAGACCACUCCAAAGACCCUUCGGCUCUCAUGUACCCAACUUACCGAUAUGUCAACACAAAUGGCUAUACACUUCCCCGUGAUGACCGACUUGGGGUCCAGGCUCUGUAUGGAGUUAGACCAUCAACAAAUAAACCAAAACCAAAACCAGAACCUAAUCCUGGACCGCCUCCACCAGAACGGUGCAAACGUGACUUAGUAUUUGAUGCAGCAACCAGCAUUCGUGGAGAACUGUUCUUCUUUAAAAAUGGUUAUUACUGGAAGAAGGGCUACUACAGUGGACUUUCAAUGAAAGAAGUAAAAACUACCUGGCCAUCCAUUGACUCUGUUGAUGCUGCUUAUGAGUUCAGUGACAGAGACAUUAGCUUCCUCUUCAAAGGUCAGCAGUACUGGGCAGUAAAGGGCACCACUACUUUGCCUGGAUAUCCCAAACCCAUAUCCACUUUCGGGAUUCCCACAUAUGUGAAAAAGAUUGAUGCAGCUGUAUAUGUAAAAUCAACUGGCCGCACUUUGUUUUUUGUUGGAACAAAAUACUGGAGCUUCAAUGAAAGAAAAGCUCAAAUGGACAGCGGCUUUCCUAAAACUAUUCGACAUCAUUUCCCUGGCAUCGGGUCACGGGUGGAUGCUGCUUUUGAAAAUUAUGGUUAUCUGUAUUUUUCAGAAGGUUCAAGGCAAACGGAGUAUGAUUUCACCUCAAAACGAGUGAAUCGGGUGCUGUUGAACUAUGGAUGGCUGGACUGCUACUAAAUAUUUAAAUGAAAAAGAAAUUAAAUUAGUUAAGUUUCAGUAUUCAUAAUAGUGUACCUAUAUUGUUCUUUGUUGUUUGUUUUGUUAUUGUUUUUUUAAAUAAAUCUUAUUAUAAAUAA